Cladocopium goreaui is the source of this 513-nucleotide messenger RNA. The record is from the annotation of a GenBank genome assembly. NCBI's taxonomy places the organism in Eukaryota, Dinophyceae, Suessiales, Symbiodiniaceae.
AAGCUGGGCCCUGGCUGGCGGGCGCUCACCACGUCCGUGCCCAUGGCCAUAGAGGGGCAGGCCGUCGAGCCCCCCAAAAAGAAAGCGAAGAAGGCCAAAGACCUGCCGAAAGAUGAUCGCCAAAUCCAUUUCCGCAAUUACAUUCCGCGAACGCCAGACCUGCGGGAUUUUUGCCUGCCCAGGAUCACCUCUGCAGACAUCGAGGCAGAGAUUGACAAAGAGAUCCAGGAGGCCAUUGCGGCUGCUGAGGAUACCGAUGCAGUACUGGCCAUAGCCCCGCGGAAACCGAACUGGGACCUGAAGCGGGAUGUUGAGCGGAAGAUGCACACGCUGGCGGCUCGUACCGACCGUGCUGUCGUGCAGCUAAUUCGUCAGCGCAUCAAGAAGGAUGAGGGCGGAGAGGCCAAUCUCGAAGACAAGAAGUAAAUGCCAAAAAAUGGAGGCGCGUGUGGUUUCACCGCUUGUGAGUAGCACGCGACACCGCGCAUCGACCAAAUAGCUCUGGGGAAAAUG